Lepus europaeus (European hare) is the source of this 1225-nucleotide messenger RNA. It is a transcript of the gene LIX1, whose product is annotated as limb and CNS expressed 1. Gene Ontology annotation, cellular component: cytoplasm. Lineage: Eukaryota; Metazoa; Chordata; Mammalia; Lagomorpha; Leporidae. The coding region runs from base 4 to 852 and encodes 282 amino acids. Gene Ontology annotation, biological process: autophagosome maturation. The transcript is spliced from 6 exons. The record is from RefSeq and is a predicted model, not a curated record.
GAGAUGGACAGAACCCUGGAAUCUCUGAGACACAUCAUUGCCCAAGCCUUGCCUCACAGAGACCCGGCUCUGGUCUUCAAAGAUUUGAACGUGGUGUCAAUGCUACAGGAAUUCUGGGAAAGCAAGCAGCAGCAGGGGGCUGCAUUUCCAAGUGAAGGCGUGGUGGUCUAUGAGUCACUGCCGUCUUCUGGGCCUCCCUUUGUGAGUUACGUGACCCUCCCAGGGGGGAGCUGCUUUGGCAAUUUUCAGUGUUGCUUAAGUAGAGCUGAGGCCAGACGAGACGCAGCCAAAGUGGCCCUAAUCAACUCCCUCUUCAACGAGCUGCCCUCUCGCAGGAUCACCAAGGAGUUCAUUAUGGAAAGUGUCCAGGAAGCCGUGGCUUCCACCAGCGGCACUUUAGAUGACGCGGACGAUCCUGGCACGAGUAUUGGAGCCUAUCACUACAUGCUGGAGACAAACAUGGGGAAGACCAUGCUGGAGUUUCAGGAGCUGAUGACCAUUUUCCAGCUGUUGCACUGGAACGGAAGCCUGAAGGCCCUUCGUGAAACGAAGUGCUCCCGACAGGAAGUCAUCUCCUACUAUUCCCAGUACUCCCUGGAUGAAAAGAUGCGCAGCCACAUGGCCCUGGACUGGAUCAUGAAGGAGCGGGAGUCACCAGGAGUUCUCUCCCAGGAGCUGCGAAUAGCCCUGAGGCAGUUGGAAGAAGCCAGGAAAGCUGGACAAGAGCUGCGGUUUUACAAAGAAAAGAAAGAAAUCCUGAGUUUAGCCCUGACUCAGACCUACAGCGACCCUGACACGUCCUCGCCCAGUGAUGACCAGCUGAGCCUCACGGCCUUGUGUGGCUAUCAUUAACAAGGCCAGGUCCCAGGGGCCCACAAGGAUGUCAGAGGCCAGACCCUAUUAUUAGGCAGCUCAUUGGAGGGCCUCAGAGGCACUGGCCUAGAUAGCUACUACCUGCAGAUAGACAAAUCCUCCCCACCCCUUCUUCCCACAGAACAGGACAGUGGCUGGUCUCUUACCAGGCCCAGCAUCCCACUCAGUGCAUUUUCUUCCAUCACACUCUCAGUAUCUCCACCUCAGGUUGGAAGGAUGCAGACAGAACAAUGUGAAAAAGUUUGCCAGCCUGGUUUCCAUCUAAAGCCUGGCGACAUGUGCCUUGCUAGAUUAUAUAGAGUGUUUCGAAGAAUGGGCCAGGAUAGCAACCCUCAAAAAGCAGCAGCCAGGA